UCGCUUUUUUUCUAACUGUCAGGAUACACAGUUAGCCUUUAUAGCUGUGUUGGUAGUGAUUUACAACCCUAAAUGAACCGCUUUAAUCGUAAAUCGUGAGAUUAACAUUUGACCAUCGAGGCUAGGCUUGCUACAUUCUUCUCUGAUAACUAUAUUUCUCCAGAGUCAGUCGUCAUGGGUGAAGUUGAGCUCUCCUGUCGGGCUUAUGUGAAGAUGUACCUGCACGCCUGUCUGUUUCCACGGUGCAGCAUCAACGGGCUGCUGCUGUCCUCCAGCUCUGCGGGCGGAGCUGUGUGUGUGACUGACUGUGUGCCGCUGCUUCACUCACACCUGCCCCUGGCUCCCAUCACUCAGCUGGCUCUCACACAGGUGGAUGUGUGGUGUUCACAGACGCAGCAAAGGAUAGUGGGAUACUAUCAAGCCAACGCCUGCGUUUCAGAUAGUAGCCCGACACCAUGUGCACUGAAGAUAGCUGAUAAGAUUGCUGAGCAGUUUGACAGUGCCAUUUUGUUAAUGCUUGAUGGUAGUAAGAUGUCUCCAGACUAUCGGGUUCCUCCCAUAGUGAUGUACGAACGGAAAGAUUCAAGAUGGAUGCUCAAAGACAAACACACGAUAAUGCUGAGACAGUGGGAGGAGACUCGGGCGAUAGCCAGUCAGAUGCAGGAGUCUGGCGAUCACACGCUAUUGGUGGAUUUUGACAGCCACUUGGACGACAUUACAAAAGACUGGACCAAUCAGAAACUUAACACCAAGAUAGCAGAGCUCGCCUCGCCAGCCAACGGGAACAUCUAGACUGAGAAGUGGCGUCAGUUUGUACCAGAGCGCAGAUUAAUUUAUGUUCUAACCCAAUGUCAUGUUCACAUGUGACAUGUAUAACACAACACAACCGGACUUAUGAUACAUACAUUUAUUUUAAUGCAGCUUCAUGACUGAACAGGGACAUAACAUAGAACAUGCAUAAAUAACAAACAAUUUACAUCUUGGUAGAUCUCUGCAGUCUUCCACCCCUCUGUCACCCCCCCCCCCCCCCCCCCCCCCCCCCCACCCCCACCCCCCCUUCAGAGUGUGCCUUGUGGCUUAGCCCAACACCCUGCUGUUAUACAGAAAAGAAUUCCACCUUAAAAUCACCUUGUUCACACUAUUAUCACAAAGCACCUGUGGUAUUUCUGGUCCCUUGUGGUCAUUUGAUGCUGUUAUUUUUCCUACAUAAAACAGAAGCUACAAGAGUGGAGAGAUGUAACAAGCAGCUUUCAAUACAAAAGUCCUGCAGUAAAUAUCAGUUUGUUGAAGCUCAGGUGGUCGGUGGUAGAUUUAAGGUGUUAAACAGAUGUUGCUUUUAAAUGUAACUCCUGAGGUCAAAUUUUGGCUAUGAUGAGUCAAGUUUAUGAUAUUCUUGGUGUUAAAGUGCUUAAACUUAUUGAAAAGUGACGUGGACUUGUUACCUUUUCAGAAACAGUUCAUGUUUUUUUGUUUCCUGCUAGUGAAGUAUCGUUAUUUAAAAAAAAAAAAAACAGCUUCAGAAAUAUUUACUUACAUAACAAACUUUCAGCUCCAAACUUCUAGAAAAACUUCCUUUCAUUAGUGGCUCAAAUUGACUAUUGUGAGCCCUUGAAUGCACCAAAACAUCAUUUUUUAUCUGUGGUUUUUGUAACUGAACAGUUAUCUGUCCACUUUGUGACUUUGUGCUUUACGCUGUCUUGAAAACCUCAGUUGUUUAAAGUUGUCAAAUUUCUUUUAAAGCUGAUCAACUGCUUAUUGCUACUGACAUUACUCAUUUAUAGUGGCUGCUUCCUUCUUGAAUGAGGAAUAACGUUCAUGUGCAACAGGAUAUAUGUAACACCUAAAAAACUACCAAACCUCUGACAGUCUAAAGAAAAAGCAGAUAUUCUGUGCUUCAGCAGACUGUAUUUACUGCAGGAUUGUUGUAUAGAACUGAAUGAUUUUCUGUUGUUUUGUUGACCCCAAUGUAUCGUGUAUCCAGAACAGCUACAACAGAGUCUGACAGGAAGACAUUUUAAAAGCUUUUAAAAUAUCUAAAACUUUGUCAGACUUUUGGUGUAACUGUCAAGACACUAAUCUCAAGUUUACAUGAGUAAAAUGAACCUUAGAUGAGUGUAGAUUAGAUUAGUUCACAUAAUCCCUAAAACUGCACUGAAUGUCCCAGAUGUAGGAGUAUAACAGGCGGGAUUUUUCCUUUUUAUUGAUCCUGAAUUAGCACCACUAUGGAGCUGACACAAAAGGUGCAGUGCCCUGUCUCUCGGCAAGAGUGUGAAACUUUGUAUCUAUUAAAAGACAAUAUUAAACCCA
Messenger RNA from Scomber scombrus (Atlantic mackerel), 2307 nucleotides. RefSeq names its product ER membrane protein complex subunit 9 (gene emc9). Gene Ontology annotation, cellular component: EMC complex. The record is from RefSeq and is a predicted model, not a curated record. Bases 175 to 792 code for a protein of 205 amino acids. Lineage: Eukaryota; Metazoa; Chordata; Actinopteri; Scombriformes; Scombridae. The transcript has 6 exons.